Molecule: messenger RNA, 1574 nt
Organism: Daphnia carinata
Lineage: Eukaryota; Metazoa; Arthropoda; Branchiopoda; Diplostraca; Daphniidae
Exons: 3
Coding region: 31-1098 (355 amino acids)
Source: RefSeq, a predicted model, not a curated record
CGUUUGCUAUCGUUCUCAUGCUGGGAAAAAAUGUCAAGAAGGAAACCUCAAUCAAAAGAGGAUACCAUUAAUGAGCCUAAAGUUGUAGCCCUUGCAGGCCAGUCUUAUUCAUAUGGACAGACUCCUGCUGCCCUUUGCAGGCACCAUUUUAAAGAGAUUGCAGAACAUCUUAAUAUGACUGUGGAAGAGCUGGCCAGAGGGGUUCUCAACAAAUCGCUUGGGGACCAGUUGUGCAUGCUUCGAGAUUUUUACAAGAGCAAAAAUCAAGAAUCAGAGGUUAUUUACCAGCCUCUGCUCAAACUCUCCUCAGAAGAGAUAAGUAAUUCUAAAACUACAGACAAGUCACUAAAGAAAAACAAUAAAACUUGCAAGGAAACUGGAUUAUCUGUCCAAAUGAAAAAUAAGCCGGCUGUUCUGAUUUUAUCAAGUGAACCUGAAGAAAAAAUGAACAAUGUGGACCUUGAGCCUCUAAACAAAACUGUUCUGACGGGUAAAAAGCCUCUAUGUAAGCGAACCAAAGUUCAGAACAUGAAUUUGUCAAGUUCCAUUGAAGCUACAAUAGCGUUUGAAAGCAUGUUGAGCUCUGGGGAAGAGCUGACAGACGAGAAUCAGAUGACUGUUCAAGAACCUGUGAUUGUUGAUCUUGAAAUGAAGAGCACAGAAACGACAUUAUUGAAUGAUUCGCAGUCGAAGAAACUGGUUACCGAAGAAACGACCAAAGAACCUCUUACUGUGAUAGAACGGGUUAGAACACCAGUACCAGCGGAAGAAUCGCAGGAAGAUCUAGAAACUUUACUAUAUGGGAAAAAUUCAAGAUCAAAACCGCCACCCAGAAAAAGAUGUCGACAACAACCGCCGUCUCAGCCGACUAGUGAAACAACGACAGCUAUUUUUGAUGCAUUUGACAGCCCUUCUUCUCCGCGAGUUUGUACACCGGGACUGGCAUUUGAAUCCUCAUCUUAUAGCCCUUCGCCUCGCCAACGAGACCUUCUUUCAAUUGCUCGGGACAUCGCUGCUAUCCAAAAAGUUGUGGCAUCGGGGAAGAAACUCAGUGAUUCAGUUUCAGAUACAAUUAAAUUUACAAAUCCGACAGAUUAAUUUAGAUGGCUUGAUUUUUAGAUGAUGAAUUUUAGUGAAGUUUUUUAUUUUUAUUCUGACUAUUUAAUGACCGUACAAAUUGACAUCAUAUUGUUUUUAUUCCAUUUUUAUUUCGUUUCCAGUACUUACUGCUUCAGCUUGAGCAAUAGCUUUACUAGUAGCCUUUUCCGUUCUGACUUUCUUUUUCAUUUCUUUUUCAGCUUUCUUUGCCUCUUUUUCCCUUUGUUCCAACAUCUCUUGGAAUUUGGGGUCCUUCAUGCUAACAACAUACCCAAAGUGUUGUCGAACUUCUUCGAUUAAGAUGUCUUUCUUUUCCUGUGCAGCACGAGCAACUGCUUCCUUCUUCUCUUGUCUGUCCUUUAGUUCCUUCAUCCACAAAGCAAGUUUUCCCAUUUUUAAUUCAAUAUCCUUUUGUCUGCAAAAUAAAAAAUAACAAUUAAAAGAAAAAAUUACCACCAUAAUAUUUUGUAGUUGAA